GCUGUCACCGCAUGACUCCGUGGCGCAACGGUAGCGCGUCUGACUCCAGAUCAGAAGGUUGCGUGUUCAAAUCACGUCGGGGUCAAUGUGUAAUUUUUUAAUAAUUAUUGGCUUUGUGAGUAAGCAAAUUAAUUCACGGAAAGGAUACUUUAAACUAACGCAGCCACAACGUAGCUUAUUAGAAACAUAACCUUUGAUUAAUCAUCAUAACCUCGAUGUUAAAAAAGUUGAUUUACAAUCAUUAGUUACAAUUAAAAUUCUAUUUAAUCAAAAACAAAUUAUAACAUGAAAGUAAUAAAAGGAAAUUGGAAUACCCUGUUGAGCAAUUACGAGGUUCUCGAUAUCCUUCAAAAUACUAAAUCUUAUAAAAAGCAACAGAUGAAUCAAUUAGCAACCAUCACUUAUGAGACGAUCAAAUAUUUGGAAUCUCUAGCUGGAGUAUGCAAGAAUCAGUCUCCAGAAAAAAUCAAAGAAUACUUAAAAGCGAUGGAGCCUAUCAAACUAACAAAAGCUGAAAAGCUUGCUCUUCUCAAUAUCUGCCCUACCACUCCACUCGAAAUACAAUUGUUGGUAGAAGAAAGUGAGGAACGCUUGACAGAGGAAGAAGUGGAAACUGUACUCCGAAUCGUCGCAAAUGUGCGAGAUGAUCCAGAUAUAGAACAAGAGACUUAAUCUAAAAUUUUAACAUAGCUUAUUUAAAUAUAUUUUAUAUGUACAUUUUAUUUGUAAUAAACACUAGAAUGGAAAUAGUAUAAUAUU
Molecule: messenger RNA, 759 nt
Organism: Linepithema humile (Argentine ant)
Lineage: Eukaryota; Metazoa; Arthropoda; Insecta; Hymenoptera; Formicidae
Source: RefSeq, a predicted model, not a curated record